This is a messenger RNA of Linum trigynum, 2331 nucleotides long. NCBI's taxonomy places the organism in Eukaryota, Viridiplantae, Streptophyta, Magnoliopsida, Malpighiales, Linaceae. The record is from the annotation of a GenBank genome assembly.
ACAUAACUUUCCAUGAUUCACCUACCAUCUCCAUUCUUUCGUUCCUCUUCCUCUCUUCUUCUCCCUCUCUUUAGGGAUUAGAACCGAGACUUUCUAAAAUUCGCUUUGAAGCCCGACUUAAAUCCGAUCGAGUCCAAUCGAGAACCCGAUAGAGGUUUAAGCUUCAAAAAGUCCAAGCACGUUAGUCAGCCAGAUUCCAGGGUUUCUGUUUGCCGCUCUUUUCCUCACUCACAAUUGCUGCAGCCACGUCACGUAUGCGCCAUGUUCCAAUCUCAGCCGUCCACGUGUUUCCCCCUCGCAUCUGGUGGUUCCCGCCACCACAUGACGCCACCUUAGCAUCCGCCCCUCCCCUCGCCUUUUUUUUUUAAAUCCCCGAGACCCAGCGAGCUUGCUCUUUCUUCAAAACACUUUUUUUUCUUCUAUGGGGAUUUCUAUGAGAGGAAAACUGAACUGCACGGAGAAGGGAGAGAACUAAACCACUGAUUCUUCCUCCCCAAUUCUGCGGAAUCGGAAUGGUUACGUCCAAACCCAAUCGAAGAACAACAGCAUCAAAACGGCGCGUCGUUUGAAUCAAAUGGAGACGACCCAGCACCCGUUAGAUCCGGUCGCCGGAGCCGCUGCUGAAGAAUCACCACCCGUGGCAUCCGUCCCCCGAAGCAGGACGACGCCGUCGCACGGCGUGGCAUCGGUGGUCGGACGGGCUAGGACGAUGAUCGACGCCGUGAAGGCGGUGCCGCUGCUCGAAAUCGGCGGGUUCGAGAAUCAAUUCGAUUUCUUCGCCGUCUACGGCGGCGGUGGCGCCGCCGCGUGCCAAGCCGGGAUGCAUCUCACAGUGGCGACGGAGGCGGAGAGCAUGAGAGGUAGCAGCAGCGCAGCAGGGGAAUUCUGCAGGGGAUGGGAAUACUGGAACAGAGUGAUGAGUAGCAGCUUUCAGGAGAUGGAGGACGAGAUUCGCCGGGCGGCGGAGGAAUCCGAUGGGAGAGGGGGGAAAUCCGGACGAUGGACGGCGGUUGUGGUGAUGGUGGGGAAGGAAGAGAUAGUGGUGGCUGAUAGUAAUAGCAUCGCCGGAGAUUUUAGAGCUGUUCUUUAUCGCGGUGGAGUUGCCCUGCCUCUAACGCGCGAUGAUGAAAACAGAGUAAAGUCCGGUGAUCUCUCAAAUUGCAAAAGGAGGAGAAGAAAUCGGCGAAUUGGGUUCGGUUGCCCGCGUCCACACAUCAAAUUCCGCCCAAUUAUGAAACAUAUUCGGUCCCUCUCCAUUUCGACUUCUUCUAGGCUCAGCCGCCAUUUGGACAGACCUAAUGAUCAGCCGGCGGCGGCGGAGCGGAAACAGGGGAAGGACAGUACUUGGAACCUCAACAGUGACAUUGUUGGAAUCAUUGGAGAUCGUGUUCGUCAUUGCCGUGUGAAGCCGGAGGUGACAGUUACAGAGCGGGGCGAAUUGUCGUCGGAGGAAUUCGUGGUGAUCGGAUCGAAGGGGUUGUGGGAUGUGGUCUCGAAUGAGCUGGCCUGUGAUGUCGUCGCGAAAUGCUUCAGCGGGGGGAUGAAGAUGAGAUUUGCCGACGACACGACGGAGAACUGCGCGGCGGCGUUUCUGGCGGAGCUGGCGAUGGCUCGAGGGAGCCGGAACAAUGUCAGUGCCAUAGUUGUGAAGCUGUAGUAGGUGGAAUAAAACAGAGGUACCGGGAUGGCGUUAGUUGUUGGAGUUGUUCUGCGUAGAUUUUUUUUUUUUUUUUUAAGUUUUGGUAUGUGGGAAUUUGAGGGAGAUAAUUGUACAGAGGGAAGUUUUUUCAUCUUAUUGUAGUUUGUUUAGAUGAGUUGGAUCAGUUCAAAUUGGUUUUAAUAUAAUAAAGUCUCUAAUUAUAAAUAAAUUAAUAAUCUCACCAAUCUAUAUAUAUUUUCAAAAGAAUUAUAUAUGACAAAUUUAUCAACCCUCUUUUUCAAACUCAACUUUAAUUGGUUGAACAUGGUUUUGACCAGUGAGAUCAUCCAGUUUUAAUUGGUUUAACCCACUUUUUAACGUGAUUUUUAAUUUUUCGAAAUCGUCCAAUGUAGUUCAAUCAAUUAGACGAUCGAUUCUGAUCGGACCCUGUUGAACCGUCCGAUUGGAUACCGGUUUUAAAACCUUGGUUUAGAUCAUGUGAUCCAUGGAUAAUGAAGAGAAGAGAACGGGGGACGUGGCAUUUGUGUGGACAUAUAUAUGAAAUGUCUCGCAUAAAACAAUUAAAAUUAGAUGGGAUUUAAUAAGCCAUCUAAUAAAAGUGACUUGUAAAUUUGAUAAGCUGAAUAAGGCUCAACUCAAACGCCGUUCAUUAAUAAAUAACCUAAAUGUCA